Messenger RNA from Euleptes europaea (tarantolino), 2555 nucleotides. It is a transcript of the gene PDE4D, whose product is annotated as phosphodiesterase 4D. The coding region runs from base 41 to 2305 and encodes 754 amino acids. Gene Ontology annotation, cellular component: cytosol; nucleus; perinuclear region of cytoplasm. The record is from RefSeq and is a predicted model, not a curated record. NCBI's taxonomy places the organism in Eukaryota, Metazoa, Chordata, Lepidosauria, Squamata, Sphaerodactylidae. Gene Ontology annotation, molecular function: ATPase binding; transmembrane transporter binding; 3',5'-cyclic-AMP phosphodiesterase activity. The transcript is spliced from 16 exons. Gene Ontology annotation, biological process: cAMP catabolic process; signal transduction; regulation of cardiac muscle cell contraction.
CUACAUUUAAAACCAGUAUAAAACCAUCAACCUCAGCAUCAUGAACAAGAACAUGAAUAGCUUAUAUGCGAGGAGCAAAAGUGUAUCUGAAGAAACUCUGUUCCCCCAUAAUGAAGAGGAAGGGGCUCUCCAAGGACUGGAGCAGUACCGUGUCAGGAGACUUUCCUGCCGUACUCUCCAGCUUCCCCCUUUGGCAUUCAGGCAGCUGGAGCAAGCAGAUUGGGAUCGAAAGGGUGAUGCAGAGGCCAUGGGACGGCCCACCAGUCUUCCGCUGCGGACUCUUCCUCUAAUUGCUAUCACGGCUGCAGAAUCUGUCAGUUUUGACGUCGACAAUGGCACCUCAUCGGGACGGAGUCCCUUGGAUCCCAUGACAAGCCCAGGCUCCGGGCUGAUCCUCCAGGCUAACUUUGUUCACAGUCAACGUAGAGAAUCCUUUCUCUACCGGUCAGACAGCGAUUAUGACCUCUCUCCAAAGUCCAUGUCCAGGAACUCCUCCAUCGCCAGUGAUAUACAUGGAGAUGACUUGAUUGUGACACCAUUUGCUCAGGUGCUGGCCAGCUUACGUACUGUACGGAAUAAUUUUGCUGCAUUAACCAACCUACAGGAUCGAGCACCCAGCAAACGGUCACCCAUGUGUAACCAACCAUCCAUCAACAAAGCAACCAUAACAGAGGAGGCCUACCAGAAGCUGGCCAGCGAGACCCUGGAGGAGCUGGACUGGUGCCUGGACCAGCUGGAGACCUUGCAGACCCGGCACUCCGUCAGCGAGAUGGCCUCGAACAAGUUUAAAAGAAUGCUCAAUCGGGAGCUAACCCACUUAUCUGAAAUGAGCCGAUCGGGCAAUCAGGUCUCUGAAUAUAUAUCCAACACAUUUUUGGACAAACAGCAUGAAGUGGAAAUGCCAUCCCCGACACAGAAAGAGAAAGAAAAGAAAAAACGGCCUAUGUCUCAGAUCAGUGGAGUGAAAAAACUCAUGCACAGCUCCAGUUUAACCAAUUCCAGCAUCCCCAAAUUUGGAGUUAAAACUGACCAAGAAGAUAUUCUAGCCAAGGAACUAGAAGAUGUAAACAAAUGGGGCCUUCAGGUGUUCAAAGUAGCCGAAUUAUGUGGGAACCGACCUUUGACAGUCAUCAUGUACACCAUUUUUCAGGAACGGGAAUUGUUAAAAACAUUCAAAAUUCAACCAGACAUGUUAAUAACAUAUUUGAUGACAUUGGAGGAUCAUUACCAUGCAGAUGUGGCGUAUCACAAUAACAUACAUGCUGCAGAUGUUGUACAGUCCACACACGUGCUCUUGUCAACACCAGCUUUGGAGGCGGUUUUCACAGACCUAGAGAUUCUGGCUGCCAUUUUUGCCAGUGCAAUACACGAUGUCGAUCAUCCUGGGGUUUCAAACCAAUUUCUUAUCAACACAAACUCUGAACUCGCCUUGAUGUACAAUGAUUCGUCGGUCUUGGAAAACCAUCAUUUAGCCGUGGGAUUCAAGUUACUGCAAGAGGAGAACUGUGACAUUUUCCAGAAUCUGACGAAAAAGCAGAGGCAGUCUUUGAGGAAAAUGGUUAUCGACAUUGUGCUGGCAACAGAUAUGUCUAAACAUAUGAACCUGUUAGCUGACCUGAAAACGAUGGUUGAAACGAAGAAAGUAACUAGCUCUGGAGUUCUGCUUCUUGAUAACUAUUCAGACAGGAUCCAGGUGCUACAAAAUAUGGUACACUGUGCAGAUCUAAGCAAUCCAACGAAACCACUCCAGAUAUAUCGCCAAUGGACAGAUAGAAUAAUGGAGGAGUUCUUUCGUCAGGGAGAUAGAGAAAGAGAAAGGGGCAUGGAGAUAAGUCCCAUGUGUGAUAAGCACAAUGCAUCAGUAGAAAAAUCACAGGUGGGAUUUAUAGACUACAUUGUUCAUCCUCUCUGGGAGACCUGGGCGGACCUUGUACAUCCAGAUGCCCAGGACAUCUUAGACACCUUGGAGGACAAUCGUGAAUGGUACCAGAGCACAAUCCCUCAGAGUCCUUCUCCUGCCCCAGAUGACCAAGAGGAGGGUAGGCAGGGCCAAACAGACAAAUUCCAGUUUGAACUAACACUGGAGGAAGAUGGUGAAUCAGACACAGAGAAAGACAGUGGCAGUCAAGUGGAAGAAGAUACCAGCUGUAGUGACUCCAAAACGCUUUGCACCCAAGACUCAGAAUCCACAGAAAUUCCCCUGGACGAACAAGUUGGAGAGGAAGUGGUAGAGGAGGAGGAGGAGGAGGAGGAGAGUCAGACAGAACCUUGUGCGCUAGAAGAAGAACGUUCUCCUGAUACGUAACAGUGCGGCAGCUUUGUAGCUCUCUUGCCUGUCCUCCUCUCUUCUCUUUUUAAAAAAAAUAGAAAAUGGUUUCCAAAGUGCAUGUCACACGGCACAACCAUUGGUCACGCCUCACUGUCAUCUGCCAGAGAUGUUUGUUGAUCAAAAACUGACCUUGAUUACUCAGUUUGGCACUCAGGAAUAUUGUAACCAGAAUUGUUCAUCUCCAUGGCAUCAGAAAGCAAAGGAGAACACCGGCAAUGAACAGUUU